Aspergillus ochraceoroseus IBT 24754 is the source of this 2170-nucleotide messenger RNA. RefSeq names its product chaperonin-containing T-complex subunit CCT7. The transcript is spliced from 6 exons. Gene Ontology annotation, biological process: protein folding. Gene Ontology annotation, cellular component: chaperonin-containing T-complex. Lineage: Eukaryota; Fungi; Ascomycota; Eurotiomycetes; Eurotiales; Aspergillaceae. The record is from RefSeq and is a predicted model, not a curated record. Gene Ontology annotation, molecular function: ATP hydrolysis activity; ATP binding; ATP-dependent protein folding chaperone. The coding region runs from base 117 to 1814 and encodes 565 amino acids.
GAGAGCAUUCGGAUCACUAUUGACGGGCCAACUUUCCCAUCACCCCCGUCUUUUUGCUAUUUGGCCAUCUCCUUUCCUUCUCUUCUUGUGUAUUUCUUUGCAGCAAAUUAAUCACCAUGGCCUUCGCUGGCCAAACACCCACGAUCAUCGUCCUCAAAGAGGGUACGGACGCCUCUCAAGGAAAGGGUCAGAUUCUCUCCAAUAUUAAUGCCUGCGUGGCCGUUCAAUCCACAAUCAAGAGCACUCUGGGCCCAUAUGGAGGGGACUUGUUACUUGUUGAUGGCAACGGGAAGCAGACCAUUACAAACGAUGGAGCAACAGUAAUGAAGCUCUUGGACAUUGUCCAUCCCGCCGCCCGCAUUCUUACUGACAUUGCUCGGUCCCAAGAUGCUGAAGUUGGAGAUGGCACAACAUCUGUUGUCGUUCUGGCUGGUGAGAUACUGAAGGAGGUUCGGGAACUAGUUGAGCAAGGCGUUAGCGCACAAACCAUUGUCAAGGGUUUGCGAAGCGCGAGUGCAAUGGCAGUCAACAAGGUGAAGGAAAUCGCGGUGGAUAUUAUUGACGCUGCCGGAAGCGAGGAGAAGAAGAUUGAAACCCUAAGGAGGCUGGCCGGAACCGCUAUGAAUAGCAAGCUCAUCAAGCGGAACUCGGAGUUUUUCACCAAGAUGGUUGUGGAUUCGGUUCUGUCGCUUGACCAGGACGAUUUGAACGAGAAGUUGAUUGGCAUUAAGAAGGUGACCGGUGGUGGCCUCCAGGACUCGCUCUUCGUCAACGGUGUCGCUUUCAAGAAGACUUUCUCCUACGCAGGUUUUGAACAACAGCCCAAGUCCUUCAAGGACCCCAAGAUUGUCUGUUUGAAUGUGGAGCUAGAGUUGAAGAGCGAGAAGGAUAAUGCUGAAGUGCGAGUCGAACAGGUGUCUGAAUAUCAGGCUAUUGUGGACGCGGAAUGGCAGAUCAUUUACAACAAGCUUGAGGCUAUUCAUAAGACCGGAGCCAAGGUUGUCCUCAGUAAGCUGCCUAUUGGUGAUUUGGCUACACAAUACUUUGCGGACCGUGACAUCUUCUGUGCUGGUCGUGUCUCAUCGGAUGAUAUGGACCGUGUCUGCCAGGCAACUGGUGCUGUUACCCAGUCGACCUGCAGUGACAUCCAAGAACGUCAUCUGGGUACUUGCGGCGCUUUUGAGGAACGCCAGAUCGGUGGUGAACGUUACAACAUUUUCUCCGAGUGCCCGAAGGCGAAGACAUGCACGCUUGUGCUGCGUGGCGGAGCGGAACAGUUCAUUGCUGAAGUCGAGCGCAGUUUGCAUGAUGCCAUCAUGAUCGUUAAGCGCGCACUGCGCAACACAACCAUCGUCGCGGGUGGCGGUGCUUGUGAGAUGGAGUUGUCUGGCUACAUUCACCGUUUCGCCGACCGCAACGUUCCAUACAAGCAACAGGCCGUGGUCAAGGCAUUUGCCAAGGCUCUGGAGGUUAUUCCCCGGCAGCUGUGCGACAAUGCCGGUUUCGACGCCACGGAUAUUUUGAACCGGCUGCGUGUGGAACACUACAAGGGCAAUACCUGGGCUGGUGUGGACUUUGACCAGGAGGGUGUUCGGGAUAACAUGGUCGCUUUUGUGUGGGAGCCCAGUCUUGUCAAGGUUAAUGCUAUUCAGGCGGCUGUGGAAGCUGCUUGUUUGAUCUUGAGUGUCGACGAGACCAUCAAGAAUGAGGAAUCUGCUCCGCCUCAGGCACCGACACGCGGACUGCCACCUGGCGCUGCACAGCGGGCUCUUGGUGGAGGCCGAGGACGUGGUAUGCCCCGGAGAGGGCGAUAGACCUGCGCGACGGGAUGAGAUGAGAUGAGUCGCGUGGAUGCAGCUAAAGUUUUGCCAUGAUGAUCAAAAGAAAUAUAAAAAAGCAACCAGUAGUUAGAAUAUAGCACAUCUGUGCAUUAUAAUCUCUCUUUCUUGUGUGCAUGCCUACUAGUAGGUAUAGAACCUCUGGAUUCUUCCAAUUAUUUGGGAGAACAGCUUAGUCUGGACAGAGGUACAUGUUCCCCGACAGAUAUCGUCUCUUACUAGUAACCCUAGUUAUAGUAUGUAUUAUUAAGGACCUAGGUGCCUAAGUACUCUGUACACUAGAGAUGCAUGACGGUGAUCGCCGUGGUUGCUGGUUGAUCAGCGUGUAAGUU